AUGGCGACUACAGAUACUUUAUCAAGCUUCGUGCUACCUGGAGAGGCACUCGACCCCUCCCAGAUUCCCACACACAAGAAGAAGGCCCUACAGAUCGGCCCCGGCCUGAGACACAUACCGCCGAGCACCAUAGUUCCCACCGUAGCAGGCCAGCUCGUCGCAGAUCCGAAGAAGAAUUCGCUAUGGGUUGAGUACAACGGAGGCAGAUACAUCCCCGCGACAGGCGACCUCGUCAUCGGGCAGGUGCACCACGGCGCCGCCGACUUCUACUACGUCUCGCUGUCGCCGCACACGCCCAACGCGCUGCUCCCCACGCUCGCCUUCGAGGGCGCCACCAAGAAGACGCGGCCCCUCCUCAGCGCCGGCGCCCUCGUCUACGCCCGCGUCGCCCUCGCCAACAAGCACAUGGACCCGGAGCUCGAGUGCGCGCACCCGGCGACCGGCAAGGCCGACGGCCUCGGGCCCCUGGCGGGCGGGAUGGCGUACACGGUGUCGCUGGGCUUUGCGCGGCGGCUGCUGAUGGCCGGCGCGGGCGGGGCUGUCGUCGUGCUGGAGGAGCUGGGCGGGCUGGGGCUCAGCUUCGAGACGGCGGUGGGGAGGAACGGGCGCGUGUGGGUGGGCAGCGAGAGCGUGCGGACGGUCAUGGCGGUGGGCAGGGCGCUGCGGGAGACGGACGAGGGGAACCUCGACGAGGAGAGGCAGCGGAAGCUGGCCAGGAAGCUGGCCCGGGAGAUGAGCUGA
Messenger RNA from Phaeoacremonium minimum UCRPA7, 741 nucleotides. RefSeq names its product putative exosome complex exonuclease rrp40 protein. Bases 1 to 741 code for a protein of 246 amino acids. NCBI's taxonomy places the organism in Eukaryota, Fungi, Ascomycota, Sordariomycetes, Togniniales, Togniniaceae. Gene Ontology annotation, biological process: exonucleolytic trimming to generate mature 3'-end of 5.8S rRNA from tricistronic rRNA transcript (SSU-rRNA, 5.8S rRNA, LSU-rRNA); TRAMP-dependent tRNA surveillance pathway; poly(A)-dependent snoRNA 3'-end processing. Gene Ontology annotation, molecular function: RNA binding. The record is from RefSeq and is a predicted model, not a curated record. The transcript is spliced from 2 exons. Gene Ontology annotation, cellular component: nuclear exosome (RNase complex); cytoplasmic exosome (RNase complex).